This is a messenger RNA of Glossina fuscipes, 3027 nucleotides long. Its product is annotated as kelch-like protein 5. The transcript has 9 exons. NCBI's taxonomy places the organism in Eukaryota, Metazoa, Arthropoda, Insecta, Diptera, Glossinidae. Gene Ontology annotation, molecular function: protein binding. The record is from RefSeq and is a predicted model, not a curated record. The coding region runs from base 907 to 2835 and encodes 642 amino acids.
UAGCAACCAGAACGUUUUGUUUCCUUUAUUCGGGCUAAGAAUUAAUUUGAACAAGACUUAAGCUGAUCAAAACGAUCCUUCGACAAUUGGCAACGCCGUAACGACUAGCAGUGGAUUGUUGGCCAUUCUUGUUUACGUUAGUGAGUUAAAUAUCGUAAAACAGUUUGUUUACAAAGAAGUCGAAAAUUGCACAAUAUAUCAGAAUUUUGGAAAAAGUGAUUGCAGAGAAAAAAGUAUUAAGUUAUAAAUGAAUCUCAUAACAAAGCAAUUAUAUUUUGAGAAUAGCAAGAGGUUCUGCAGCCAAGAAGAAUCGAUCUAUUAACAAAGCAAAGGCAGUCCAUUAAUUCCUUGGUUGUUUUCAUUCAAGUGCAAGUGUGCGUUGUAAACUUUAGUUUCUCCCUCCCCUCCCCUCCCCACCAAUUACCUAUUAGCUCUACAAGACCAGCGCAACACUCACUAUUUAUUGUUCAUCGUUUCUGCUACUGGUUGUUUCCUUUGUGUUAGCUGUCGUGUUGUUGCGGUGCUGCUGCCCUCUUUAUUGCAACAGAAGUAGAUGAAAGCCAGGUGCAGCUGCAGAGUUUACUACGAAGAGUACUGGUUGUACUUGGUUCAGUUCUUUUAGUGGUGCUUACAGCAACGGACGAAAAAGUAGCAGUUAAGCAAAUUCAAGUUUUAGAAAAUUAAUUUAUAAGUUGCACUGUUAUUGCAAACAGUGAGAAUUUUCGCCCAAUAAAAUACAAAUCAUCAGUAAAGGUGUAAUUAUUUAAUAUCCGGUCAUCCGUUUAUACGGCACGUUCCCCAAGCGAUACAGAAUACAGAAUAUUUGCAUUUUAAAGAAGUAAUUGCAUUGCGUUCGCAUUAAGGGUGCUGGUGCACCUAAACAUUAAUAACAAAUAUUAUCACAGUAUGGCUGCAAACAAAGAGAGUCCAAGUCGCGAUUCAACAACGUCAUCGUCAGCACGUAUUUCGCUGUUAGCAGAAGAAUCUCUCACACGCGAUUACAGUUUAGGCAGCCUGGCCUCAGCUGUCAGUCAGGAUGAAUUUUUCCGUUGUCGCGAUCAUGCGGAGAGUGUACUCAAACGCAUGCAAUUAUAUUUGGAAAAUCAACAGCUGUGUGAUGUGGUCCUUAUAGCGGGCAUAGAUGGCCGAAGAGUGCCUGCCCAUCGUCUAGUUUUAUCUGCAUCAAGCGCGUACUUCUCAGCAAUGUUUACGGGUUCGUUGCGUGAGACCAAGGAGGAAGAAGUGACUUUGGGAGAAGUGCACGGUGAUGCUUUACAGAUUUUAGUACAAUACUGUUAUACCGGUUUUAUUGAAUUACGUGAAGAUACUGUGGAAACAUUAUUAGCGACAGCGUGCCUGUUGCAGUUGAAUGCUGUCGUCACAGCGUGUUGUAACUUUUUGGCAAGACAAUUACAUCCUUCGAAUUGUUUAGGCUUCGCUUUCUUUGCGGAACAGCAAAGCUGUCAUACCUUGUUGCGAUUGGCCAAGGCUUAUACAUGUCAGCAUUUUAUGCAGGUAUGCAAGAAUCAAGAGUUCUUUCAGUUAAAUGCAGAGCAAUUGAGCAAGUUGCUGGCUAGUGAUGAUCUCAAUGUACCAUCAGAACAGGAUGUCUUCCAUUGUUUAAUGUCAUGGAUACAAAAUGAUCCAAGCAAUCGUGACAAACACAUUCCCGAACUAUUGGCUCUAGUCAGGUUGCCACUCUUGCAGCCCUCAUUCAUUAUGGAUCAUGUGGAGAGCGUGUGCGCCUCCAAUGAGUGCCAGCAAUUGGUUAUGGAGGCUUUAAAAUGGCACUUGCUGCCAGAAAGGCGUUGCUUAAUUGCCUCUGAACGUACUAAGCCUCGUAAAUCUACUGUUGGGCGCUUGCUGGCUGUGGGAGGAAUGGAUGCUCAUAAGGGGGCCAUUAGUAUUGAAAGUUAUUGUCCGCGUUUAGAUAAAUGGACCGUUUGGAACAAUAUGUCAGCCAGACGUUUGCAAUUUGGUGUAGCUGUAAUGGAUGAUAAACUAAUUAUAGUGGGCGGGCGCGAUGGUUUAAAGACCCUUAAUACUGUGGAGAGUUUAGACUUGAACACCAUGGGCUGGACGCUUCUAAAUCCUAUGGGCACACAUCGUCACGGUUUAGGCGUGGCUGUGCUCGAAGGACCUUUAUAUGCUGUUGGUGGUCAUGAUGGAUGGAGCUAUCUCAAUACGGUGGAAAGAUGGGAUCCAACGGCUCGCACUUGGAGCUAUGUUGCGCCCAUGUCUUCUAUGAGAUCGACGGCUGGCGUAGCUGUUCUGGGAGGACGUCUUUACGUAGUGGGUGGACGUGACGGUUCUGUUUGCCAUCGUUCCAUAGAAUGUUACGACCCUCACACAAACAAAUGGACUACGCGAACCGCGAUGAACAAAAGACGUGGCGGCGUGGGUGUAGCUGUGGCUCAUGGAUUCCUUUAUGCUUUGGGUGGUCAUGAUUGCCCCGCUAGCAAUCCUUCAGUGUGCCGUACCGAUACAGUUGAACGUUACGAUCCCGGCACUGAUACGUGGACCUUGAUUUGUUCAUUGAGCAUUGGUCGUGAUGCAAUUGGUUGUGCUUUACUAGGUAAUCGUUUAAUGGCUGUGGGGGGAUAUGAUGGCAAUCAUUAUUUAAAGACUGUGGAAGAAUAUGAUCCAGAGGCGAAUGAGUGGAAUCAGGUCUCGCCGUUAACUUGUAGUCGCGCCGGAGCUUGUAUUGUCGCUAUACCCAAUAUUAUUCCGCCAACAUCAUUGCUGCCCAGUUCAACAAAGAAAUGGAAACCGGUUAGGUUAAAUCCGAUUUGCUAUCGCCGUACAGUGGAUUUUGUCGAUUACUACAAUCUUUAGAAUUAAGCGAUUUUAUACUAUAUAAAUAUUUAAUGAAUGAAGCAUUCUUUACACGCGAUAUGUAUUAUUUUAUACAAAGCAACAAUUUUAUCAUAGUUUAAAGCGAAAAUAUUUUUUUAAAUAUAAUGAUUUAUUUUACUAUAGUCUCCGCACACGAAGAACGUACAAGAAAAUAAAAAUGAAUAAACUUUA